UACUACGCAACAAUCCAUGUGUGGUGCUUAAUUUUCCAUUCACUUGAUUUGCGGGGGGAAAUUGUUGGUGUUGAGCUUUUCAGAAAAGAAGGGCACAAUCUGUAUCUGUUCAAGGAAGUUGGAUUUGUGUUAUUGUUGUAUAAGAAAGACUCAUUUUGGCAUCAGCAAUAUACGGAAGAGAAGGUAGUCCUGAAAGUCUUCCGGUCGCUUCUUACAGAUGCUACAGCUUUGAGGAUAUCAAUCUGCAGACAGGAUGACAUCAACGAUGUGGAGGUCGGCACUGCGAACGUUUACCAAAAAGAUUCUCCACACCAACAGUGUGAGGGCGCCCCAGAUCCGGUUCCUUUCAGGGUCUACUGCGUUUUGUCAGUCCUACUCCCCUAUCGGUAGUCUAGACCAACCUAGAAUUCUUAUUACAGGGGGUCUUGGUCAGCUUGGUCAGGGGUUAGCGAAGGUGCUGAGAAAGAGAUACGGUCGAGACAACGUUAUUCUGACAGACAUCGUCAAACCUCCCAGGCACAUUGUGGAUGCAGGUCCAUAUGCUUUUGUUGAUGUACUGGAUUUCAGAAAUCUCCAAGAGAUAAUCGUCAAUGAGAGCAUCGACUGGAUGGUUCAUUUUAGUGCAGUUCUCAGUGCUGUUGGUGAACAGAAUGUUCCAUUGGCCAUCAAAGUCAACAUCCAAGGUCUUCACAACGUGAUGGAGCUUGCCAAGAUGUAUGAGCUCCGCAUCUUCUGUCCCAGUACCAUCGGUGCCUUCGGACCGCAGUCGCCCCGUGAGUUGACCCCUGACCUGACCAUUCAGAGGCCCAGGACAAUCUAUGGUGUGGCUAAGGUCCAUGCAGAACUCUUAGGAGAGUAUUACCAUCACAAGUUUGGUGUAGACUUCAGAUCUCUGAGGUUACCAGGGGUCAUCUCUGGGGACACUGCCCCAGGCGGGGGUACAACAGAUUAUGCUGUUUCCAUAUUUGACCACGCUCUUCAGUCCGGCCACUUUGACUGUUACCUGCGUUCGGACACCGUGCUCCCCAUGAUUUACAUCAAGGAUUGUCUCCGAGCCAUCGUUGAGAUGCUGGAAGCUCCGGAGGAGUUGCUCGGGUUACGGACCUACAACAUCAAUGCCAUCAGCUUCAAUCCUGAGGAGAUAGCGGAAGCCAUCAGGAAAUACAUCCCAGAGUUCACGGUGGACUAUAAACCAGAUGACAGACAGAGUAUCGCGGACUCAUGGCCCAAACGCCUUGACGACGCCCAGGCAAGGCAGGAUUGGAAAUGGACCCACAGAUACGACAUGGAUGCCUUAGUCCAGGUCAUGUUAGAGGUCGUCAGCAAGCGUCUUGGGAUCUCGACAUCAACGACCACCACAACGAAAGCUACUGGAGUGCAGUGAUUAAAACUGAAAUAUUUAUUCACUUCUUUGGUGUGAAGUCUU
Messenger RNA from Lytechinus variegatus (green sea urchin), 1426 nucleotides. RefSeq names its product L-threonine 3-dehydrogenase, mitochondrial-like. The record is from RefSeq and is a predicted model, not a curated record. Gene Ontology annotation, biological process: L-threonine catabolic process. The transcript is spliced from 9 exons. Gene Ontology annotation, molecular function: L-threonine 3-dehydrogenase activity. Bases 254 to 1384 code for a protein of 376 amino acids. Lineage: Eukaryota; Metazoa; Echinodermata; Echinoidea; Temnopleuroida; Toxopneustidae.